Molecule: messenger RNA, 6726 nt
Organism: Pseudophryne corroboree (corroboree frog)
Lineage: Eukaryota; Metazoa; Chordata; Amphibia; Anura; Myobatrachidae
Gene: PPP2R3A
Product: protein phosphatase 2 regulatory subunit B''alpha
Exons: 15
Coding region: 804-4238 (1144 amino acids)
Biological process (GO): protein dephosphorylation
Cellular component (GO): protein phosphatase type 2A complex
Molecular function (GO): calcium ion binding; protein phosphatase regulator activity
Source: RefSeq, a predicted model, not a curated record
ACUCAUACACAUGGGGAGGGGGCGUGGUGGACAAUGCUACACCACGUGACAACGGCUGGCAGCGGAGCCGGGGAUGUGAGUGAGAAAGCGGCAGAUCCAACGGGGACCCCGGAGAGAGAGGACGCACCGGGGGCCGCCACUGCCACAGGAGAACUUUUUAUUGCAACGCCUGCUCCAAGGGACUAUGGAAAAAGUUAUGAACUGUGCAGAGGAACAAAGCUGCUUCUGUCUGACUGCGGUGCUGCAGUAAUCAGGUAUUUCUCCUACUGUCCUGACAAGCUUUGCUGACGUCACCCUUUGUGAAGAGAAAGAAAUAGAGAUAGAAGACAAAAAGCUUUUUUGUAUCAAAAGUUCUAUCUGUGUGCAGCAAUGUUCUUGCAAAGAAGCUUUUAUAUGUUGACACAGUGCCCAUUGUGGGUACAUGGGAAGACUGUAGAGAAGAGAUGCAUUGCCGUACAAGCCGGAGACAAGAUACAGAGAUAAACUAUUAAAUCCUCCACUGAAUUUAACUGGAAACGGACACCACCCGUUGGCUCGCGUUGUGAAUUGUUGUGGUUUUAUUUAUUGUACGCAUGCGUGUAUAUUUUUAUCCUUCAUUUGUAUGAUUUUAUCACUUUUGAUACCAAUUCUGGUGGUCCUAGCUAUCACACGAGCUGAACGUUUUUGGCAGCAUAUGCAAAACUCUCUUUAUUGGGAUAAAGUUGAGAAGAUCUGGUCUAUACAUUUCAUGCUGUAACGAAACUAAAAGGUAGAUGCAAGCUGUUAAGUUUUAGAUUUUUUUUUCUUUUAAAAUUUAUUUCCUGAUGGCUGCACCUUACCGGGUGAUUGUGAGCAAAAUCACAUGUUAUAAUAAUGUAGUUUUGGACAACAGUUUGCAGAAUGUAAUUCAUUACUGUCCAGGAAGUUGCCAGGCCCACCGGCUGGGAGUUCAGUGCCUGGUUGCCCAUCACACGGUGUGCUCAGAACUUCUCAAAGCUCCUGAGACGGCCCCAGCUCAUGGCGGAGAUGCUACAAAUAAAAUUGGAGUGGGUGCGAGUGUCAUUUGUGAUGAGGAUUACGCUCAUCUCAACCCUAAGGUCAAAAAAGUGUCUACCGUUCAGAGUACUGGCAGUCUGAAAGACAUAACCGGUGAGGCUAUAAAUCUUGCUAGUGGAAAAACCAAGGAGUUUUCCUUUGAAAAGCUAAAGAACACUUCAAACCAGCAUGUUAAUCUCAGGAAAGGUCGAAAAGUCCGUCCAGAGUCUUUUAGCAGAAAGUCUGCGGACUAUGAUUUUAUAUACGGUCAGUUCGGUAACAAUGAGAACUGUCCUCCUUUUGGCAUGUUACAAGCUCAGGAAUCAGAGGAAAAAGCGUUAAUGCCCCACAGCACAUCUUUAGAACAGAGCAUUAAUAGCAUGGCCUCGUUGUAUCUGCAAGGUAUAUCAGAAGAGAACCUCAUAAACCAGAUUUUGAAGAAGCACAUGCUUGAUAAUUCAGGAUCUGGCGAAGACAUAAAAAUGUGCCUGGACAUUUUGCUGAAAUGCUCCGAGGACCUGAAGAAAUGCACCACCAUAAUUAAGCAUUGCAUCAAAAAUAGAUCGGUUGGUGGGAACAGUAGCACUAUAGGAGAGGGAAAGGGUACAGAUCCUUUUCCAAAUCCCGAGAUAAUUUACAUGAAUGUGAUGGCUAGACUGUCCUCCUACCUGAAAAAGCUUCCUUUUGAACUGGAACAAGGACCUCAUGAAAGAGCUGAACCUAAUGAUUUGGCUGAAUUGGUUAAAAGCCUUAACAGUCUACAGCAACAUUCAUUUUCUCCAAUAUAUGGUCACGAACAGCCGCCUAAAUAUGAAGAUGUUGUACAGUCACCACCUUCUUUGAAAGCUAUUUCUUCAUCCACCAGUGAAGCUAAUGGAUCAAGUCCACAAAGCACCAGUGCCAAUGCUGCUGCUGCAGUUAAAUCAGUACCAGAAAUUGCUCCUCCACUACCGGCAAAGACUUGGCAAAGGGGCAACAAACAGAAUCAUUCAGGUUCUUUAAGAAAACAUUCUGCAAGUUCUCCGCAAAUCAGUCCUCAAACACAACAUUCUGAAAGUGUUGCAGAGAAGUUUCCCAGAAACUCAGCAGAAAAACUUUUUAUAGAAGAGGAUUCAGAUUCACAAAUUACAAUUGGUAAUCAGAAAAAUUCACCAAGCGGUGGUGUGGCAGGAUUGUCAGAGAGUAAGUACUGGUCAGCUGAAAGCUCUAUCCCUCCUAAAUUGACCAGUGCCCACGUCCCUGUUGAGAAGAAUUUAAUUUUCUCUGCUAGUCCUUCUGUACCCUACUCUAGCAGCGGAAAUGCCAGAACUGUUGUGCCUCUCUCAAAUGUGAGUAAAGUAGCUCCAACCACAGCGAGAAGGACCAAUGACCAUGAGGAAAUUGACAAGUUGCUUUUGGACUUAGAACGCUUUUCUCAGAAAAUCGAGAGCACGUUAAAAAAUCCACCAAUUCCCACACCAGCACCUGCCAAAGUACAGUAUGGAUUGCCUGUUCUCAAGGAGGAGCUCAAUGCACAAUCUAGCUCAUCAGCACAUGCAAAGGAAAGCACCACAAAUACUAUAGAGGAUGAUGACAACCUUUUGCUGCGAAUAUUGGGCAGCAUUGAGGACUUUGCACAGGAGCUUGUUGAUUGGAGAUCAGGUAGAGGGACCUUAUCCAAGCAGAAGGAAGUUAUGCAGAUCCUCCAGGAAACCUUAGUUCCCCAGUCUCCCUUGCCCUCACCAAGUUACUACAGUCAAGUCAAGGAUUCUGGCUCCACUAUGUCAAUUCAGCAGACGCCUGAAGUCAUCAAGGUUCAAAACAAACAAGAGAAGAAGCCAGGGACACCGCCUCCUGCCCCUGUCAGUGCUCCCGUAAUUCCUCGCCCAGCCUCCCCACCACCCGCCAAUAAAGUCACAGUUGCUCCUUCCCUGUCCAUAAACAUUCCACGAUUUUACUUCCCCAGAGGACUGCCUAACCCUGGUUCCAACAACGAGGACACAAUAUCUGUGAUAGAAGCAGCGUUCUCUAGUAUAGAGGAUGAAAAGGCUGAUAUCUAUGAGAUGGGGAAGAUUGCCAAGGUAUGUGGUUGUCCGCUGUACUGGAAGGCUGCACUGUUCAAUGGAGCUGGAGGAGAGAGGACCGGGUUUGUGUCUGUGCAUUCAUUUAUUGCAACGUGGAGAAAGUUGCUACAGAACUGCCACGACGAUACUUCCAAAUUCAUUUACCUUUUAGCAAAACCAGGUUGCAGUUACUUAGAGCAAGAAGACUUCAUCCCCCUGCUCCAGGACAUAGUGGACACACACCCUGGAUUAACCUUUCUGAAGGAGGCGCCAGAAUUUCACUCCCGGUACAUCACUACGGUUAUUCAGAGAAUAUUCUACACUGUGAACAGGUCAUGGUCUGGCAGAAUCACUCCCACCGAGCUACGCAGAAGUAAUUUCCUGCAGACACUGGCUCUGCUGGAGGAAGAAGAUGACAUUAACCAGGUGACAGAUUACUUCUCCUAUGAACACUUCUACGUCAUCUACUGCAAGUUCUGGGAACUGGACACUGACCAUGACCUGUACAUUGACCAGAAAGACCUGGCUAGAUAUAAUGACCAUGCCUCUUCACACAGAAUAAUUGAGAGGAUAUUUUCUGGAGCGGUUACACGAGGGAAUGCCGUCCAGAGGGAAGGGAGGAUGAGCUAUGCUGAGUUUGUGUGGUUCCUGAUAUCGGAAGAGGACAAGAAAAUCCCAACCAGCAUUGAGUACUGGUUCCGCUGCAUGGACUUGGAUGGAGACGGGGUAUUAUCCAUGUAUGAACUGGAGUAUUUCUAUGAAGAGCAGUGCGAGAAGAUGGAGACUAUGGGCAUCGAGCCGUUGCCCUUCCAGGACCUGUUAUGUCAGCUAUUAGACCUGGUGAAGCCAGAAGUGGAAGGUCGGAUAACGCUGAGAGACCUGAAACAAUGUCGAAUGGCUCAUAUAUUUUAUGACACCUGCUUUAACCUUGAGAAGUAUCUGGACCAUGAACAGAGAGAUCCCUUUGCAGUGCAGAAGGACAUUGACAGUGAAACCCCAGAACCGUCAGACUGGGACAGAUAUGCAGCUGAAGAGUAUGAGAUCCUGGUUGCAGAGGAAUCUGCCACAGAACACUUACAAGAGGGGUCUUUUGAAGAUGACUAUGAAGGCGAUGAAAUCAUCUUUGCUCCGGAAAUAAACAAUAAGAUGGAUAAAUUGGUUAUCUCAGACCUCACGGCAUGAGGGUGCCCGCACACCCUCCGCUGGACAAUCAGACUGACCAGUAUUUAUGGACUGAUCCCUGGUCACAAGGAGACUUUUCAGGGGAAAUAAUAUAUAAAUAUAUUUUUUAUGAUUAUUUUGUGAAAAAGAAUUGCGUUGUUUUUUAAAACACUAUACGGCAUAAUUCUGCUUUUAUUUACUGCGUUGUGUGUGGGAGUGCACAAAUUAGCCGGCCAACGAACAAAAAGCCGUUUAUGUGCAAUAUGUCUUAAACUGUGCAUUAGAGAACAGAAGUGUCCUGUUAGUAGUUACCCUACCUUAUAUCUGUACACUGCCAUGGAGGUUUAUAUCAGGAACUGCCCCCCAAAAACAUUGACCGAACCAUAGUUCAUCUCAAGAAAUUGAGUAUCCUCAUAAUAUAAAUUAUUUACCUUUUUUUUCUUUUGGGGGUGGGGGGGUGGGGGGGGUGAAAUCCAAAUAUUUAUAUUUAUUAUCCUAAAGUUUAAUUAGUCCUUAUUAUGCGUAUAAUUCACAAUUAUUUUUACAUUCUGUAUAUAUGUACAAAACCUGAAUCUAUUGUGUAAAAAUUAAAUGAUGGGGAUUAUUGAGGAUCGCCAAGGCUGGCAGAGCAUUCUGGGACUAGUAGUUAAGUGCUGAAGAGUCAUUGGCUGUGUAUCCCUAUUAACCCUUCAGGUGAUGCACGCAUAUUAAUGUGGCUUAUUAUAAGAUGCAUACAUUUAAAAGACCAGCUUUACCAUGUAUAUAGGCAUACGUUAUCUGCUUUAUCAUUUUACUAUGUUUACUCUGUGCAGUCGCAAUGAGUCUGCACUGCCCCACGUGCUGAUUGCCGGGAGUCCUCUCUGGAUGACCUGUCUAUCAGCCGAUGCUCUGACAUUGAGCUCUCACUCGCUUUUCUGUUUUCACACCUUAUUAACUAAAAUAGAGCCAGGUCUGGUAAUGUGACCAACACCUACAAAAUGUUAGCAGCAUGUUGUAUUUCUUAGUAAGCUUUAUUGGUAAAAACGCAACCCAUGGAACGUGUGUUCCAAGCACAUUACCCCACCAUGCUGCAGCGAUUACCCACUUUCCCAGCACAUUACCUGUGUCCCAUGUGUUGCUGAGCACUAUGGUAACUGCGCAUGCAGAACAUCAGAGGCAUCUGUUAGUUUCCCAUUUCCCCAUGCACUUGGAAGCGUUCAGAAUGCCACCAUUGCAAGCCUUUAACCAAUCCGAAGACUUUUCCUGGGCCUAUAAAAGGUUUGUUGCCUUUUAGACAAUCUGACUUAUUAUACCCAGAAGACAGCUGUGUAGCUCACAUGGUAGCCAUACAGUAGCUGCUGGCUUACGGUAGCAAAUUCCAUCUGCAUCACCUCUAUGCAUAUAAUCACAACUUAUUUCCGCUCUAUGGGGGUCAUUCCGAGUUGAUCGCUAGCUGCUUUCGGUCGCUGUGCAGCGAUGAGGCAAAAAAAACGGCACUUCUGCGCAUGCAGCGCAAUGCGCACGCGCGAUGUACUAUUACAACGAACGAUGUAGUUUCACACAGGGUCUAGCGAAGCUUUUCAAUCACAAUGCUGGCCGCAGAGAGAUUGACUUGAAGUGGGCGUUUCUGGGUGUAAACUGACUGUUUUCAGGGAGUGUUCAGAAAAACGCAGGCGUGACAGAAAAAACGCAGGCGUGGCUGGGCGAACGCAGGGCGUGUUUGUGACGUCAGAACAGGAACUGAACAGUCUGAAGUGAUCGCACGCGCUGAGUAGGUUUUGAGCUAGCCGUUCUGCGAUCCUUUCGUUCGCACUUCUGCUAAGCUAAGCCAGUGGGAGGCGGCAUAGCGUUUGCACGGCUGAUAAAAACGGCUAGCGAGCGAACAACUUGGAAUGACCACCUAUGUUCUCUCUGGGUUGAGUUGUGUGGAAAUAAGAAUUAAAAGCAUAUCUCUACUGCAGUCAUAGGCUACUGUUCAGUGCAACCCUGCAGUAGAGAACGUAUUGAUUUCGACGCUUCCAAUUACGGGCCACUCACCUUAGAGAUUGUAGUGUCCCAUAAUGCUCAGCCGCUCAGUGAUUUCUCUGUGUCAUCUGGAGAAUACUGCCUCCUUGGGUACCAGGCACUGAUAGGGUAUGUUAUGAUUUGUAUAUUGCCAGCUCUAACCUGAGAACCUCUCUCUAUGGGGUAUAUUUACUAAGGUGUGAGUCUUUUAGAAGUGGAGAUGUUGCCCAUAGCAACCAAUCAGAUUCCACUUACCAUUUACCUUGCUGCUUCUAGAAGAUAAUAGCUAGAAUCUGGUUGCUAUGGGCAACAUCUCCACUACUAGAAAACACACACCUUAGUAAAUAUACCCCUAUGUGUCUGCCUUAUCUGCUAUUUCCAGUGUUUUUAUCUCUUUCCAACGUUUUGCCUCUCUUCAAGGUUUCCUAGCAUGUGCCUUCACUAUUUGUGGUCAAGUCUAUAAAUUCAGAGUUUUACUUUUGUAAGUAUUGUAUAUAUUAAAAAAAAACAGUGAGUGGAACCAAAA